GUCCCGCAGUUGCCUGGUUCGCAGAUCUCUGCGGGCCCUGCGAUGCAGAGCAGCCCGCAGGUAGCUCCGAGCUCAGCGCAGCAGACUCCGCGAGAGCAGGGGUGGAACCCAUGGGCAACAAAUCUUGGCGCGAACGAAGCGGCGUUCUGGGGCAGCGUUUCAGGGAAUGACAUGCACAGGCGGAUCAUCGGCGAUAUCGGAGCCUUUGAUUCUGGCGACUUUAGGUCCUCACCUGCAAUGAACAGUCGGCCAAGCAUGCCACCAUCCCCAGCACAGUCUGGGCGUGCUUGGACCUCUGGCUGCGGCGUUCUGCAAGCAAACCACCAGGAGAUGCAAAGCUUGGAGGGCACAGCAUUUUGGCAGCUUCCGCCAACUGCUUCGAAGUCUGGCGCUUUUCCGAGCGGACCCCUCCCUCAGCUGCAGUCCCAGAAUCAGGUUCGAAAUACUCACGAGAUGCUGACCGCACCCGCAAGCCAAGGCUCUGUCGCAAUCGGAAGCAGACCUUCUCUGCCUUCCAACGAAUCUGCUGGACGGACAUUGCUGACUUCUACCAGUGAAGGGCUCGAAGUGACGUAUGCCAUCGCCAACCCGCCAGGCCAUGCGCCUAUUAGCACGCCGAACAUGAGUCACCUUCCUUACUCUGCUGGCUCUGUUGGAAACAGCCAAAGGUCCGCCGGCUGCUUUGCCGCACCCUGGCCGGUGCCAUGCACGGCUCCAGGUCAGCUCCGAGGCGCAGCUCCCGGGGGUGUGCAUUUGCUGGACGUGACUGGCCUUUACCAGGAGCCCAACCUUGCACAGCCCGCUGCACUUCACGGGCGUGAUGUGCUGGGCCCGAUGCGGCCUGACGAGAGCUACCAUUCCAGAGCUGACCUGGCCAGCAGAUGGGUGCAUCAGCAGCAGAUUGCAAAGAAAGCCGAGUAA
Messenger RNA from Symbiodinium necroappetens, 921 nucleotides. NCBI's taxonomy places the organism in Eukaryota, Dinophyceae, Suessiales, Symbiodiniaceae. The record is from the annotation of a GenBank genome assembly.